Yamadazyma jaroonii is the source of this 2307-nucleotide messenger RNA. The record is from the annotation of a GenBank genome assembly. NCBI's taxonomy places the organism in Eukaryota, Fungi, Ascomycota, Pichiomycetes, Serinales, Debaryomycetaceae.
AUGCCUGAAACUAUUUGGUCUAAUACGAGUGGAAAUACUAACAGUUUUAGAAAUGCUUUGGAUUCUAUGGAUCCAGAUGUAGCUAAAAUGUUAAGUUAUAAUGAUCCUUUAGGAGGUGGGGAUGAUUUAAUGACUAGAAGAUUAUCUUUCAAUGAUGGUAGUGAUAUUGAUAGUAAUAACCGAUUCGGAUUAAAAAUUGGAGCUUUAUCUGCUAUUACAGCACCUCCUGGAUAUACUAUGAACAAUGCUCCUUCACCUCAACAGAACCGUCUUGGUUUAGGGACUGCCUCAAUUAGUGGAGGAAUCGCCAAUAGACAUCCUCCUCAAGAUAGUUUCUUACAGAAAUUUGGAUCUGUUGGUGAAGCUACUAGAGAUAUUGAAUUAUCUAAUAAUUUCUCCAAUUUGAAUUUAGAAAAUAAUAAUUCCAGAAGAACUAGUUUCAAUAGUCAUCAACAAAGAGAUAUCAAAAUUCAAGACGUUAAUUUAGGUUCUCCUUCAGGUUCAAUCAAUGAAAGUUUGAAUUUGAAUAAUAGAAAUUCGCGUCAUCAAUCAAUUAGUGAAAAGAUUGAUCAUUAUAAUAGUACUUCACCUAUUCCAACAGGUGCUACUUUAACUGCUGAUUUACAACGUGAUGGAUCAUAUCAAAGUGUCAAUUCUAAUGGACCACCAAAUAAUCAAUAUCAACAGCCAAAUUUUUGGAAUCCAGCAACAGCUGCUUCUUUCACUCCAAGUUUCUAUCAACAAAAUUCUAAUAAUGAAGCUUAUAUGAAUAAUAUGAUGCAAUUCAAUCCUUAUAACGGUAGAAAUGGAAAUCAAGCACCUCCACCACCUCAAUUCAUGAUGCCUUCACCACCUUAUCAAUUCUUCGAUCCAAGAAUGUAUAAUUAUCCUACAGAUUCUAAUGAAGAAGAAAGUCCCAAAGAUGAAGAUAAAAAGGAUGAGAAGGAUACUAAGGAACAAAAGAGUAAUUAUCUUCAUCAACCUGGUAUUGGACUUCCACCAAGGCAAAUGAACCCUGCUUUUAUGUUUCAACCUUUCAGUCCUUAUUCGAUGUUUCAACAAUCACCUCCAAUGAUGAAUGUUGUACCUCAAGAACCUGUUGAAACUGAAGAAAGUGAAGUUCCUACACCUCCAGAAACCACCACAUCCACUGCUCCUAAUCCAAAAAAGAAACUGAGUAAGAAAACUCCCACCAAUGGAGGUCCUCAUAUUUACAGAUCUCCAUUAUUAGAAGAAGUAAGAUCAAAUUUCAAAGGUAAAGAAUAUUUCUUGAAGGAUAUUUAUGGCCAUGCUAUUGAGUUCACUAAAGAUCAACAUGGUUCAAGAUUUAUCCAACAAAAAUUACCUGAUGCUUCUGAAGAAGAAAAGGAAGUGAUUUUUAAUGAAAUUAGAGAUAUUUCUUAUGAAUUGAUGACGGAUGUUUUCGGAAAUUAUGUUAUUCAAAAAUAUUUCGAAUUCGGUAGUAAAACUCAAAAACAUGUAUUGUUAGAUCAUAUGAUUGGUCAUAUCUAUGAUUUAUCAUUACAAAUGUAUGGAUGUAGAGUUGUUCAAAGAGCUUUAGAAGCUAUUGAAUUGCCUGGCCAAUUAAAGAUCAUUUCUGAAUUGAAGGAUUAUGUACUUAUUUGUGCCAAGGAUCAAAAUGGGAACCAUGUUAUCCAAAAAUCUAUUGAAAGAAUUCCUUUUGAAAAAGUUCGUUUCAUUUUAACAAGUUUAGAUUCUCAAAUCUAUCAUUUAUCGACUCAUCCUUAUGGAUGCAGAGUUAUUCAGAGAUUAUUAGAAAAUAGUAAACCUGAAGAUCAAAAGAGAAUCUUGAAUGAGUUAAAUAGAUACAUAUUUUAUCUUAUUCAAGACCAAUAUGGUAAUUAUGUUAUGCAACAUGUUUUAGAAAGAGGUUCUAAAACUGACAGAGAAGAAAUCUUAAAUAUUGUUUUAUCACAAGUUGUUGAAUUUUCCAAACACAAAUUUGCUUCCAAUGUUAUUGAAAAGUGUAUUAAGUUUGGUGAUUUACAACAAAAGAAGAAAGUUUUAAGUGAGGUUUUGAAAGGGAAUGAAGAUUUAUCUAUUGAAAUUGUAGAUGAUAGUUCUCCUUUAGCUUUAAUGAUGAAAGAUCAAUAUGCUAAUUAUGUUAUUCAAAAAUUAGUUGAAGCUUUUGAUACUAAAAGUGAAGAAAAACGUUUACUUGUUUUAAAAUUAAGACAAUAUUUAAAACAAAUUUCUUCAAAGAAUAAUUAUGGUAAACAUUUAGCUUCGGUUGAAAAAAUGAUUAUUGUUGCAGAAACGGCUUUGAUUGAAGCUGAUAAUUCUUAG